Messenger RNA from Candida dubliniensis CD36, 327 nucleotides. RefSeq names its product ribosomal protein P1 beta (gene RPP1B). The coding region runs from base 1 to 327 and encodes 108 amino acids. Lineage: Eukaryota; Fungi; Ascomycota; Pichiomycetes; Serinales; Debaryomycetaceae. The transcript has a single exon. Gene Ontology annotation, biological process: translational elongation; cytoplasmic translation. Gene Ontology annotation, molecular function: ribonucleoprotein complex binding; protein kinase activator activity; structural constituent of ribosome. The record is from RefSeq and is a predicted model, not a curated record. Gene Ontology annotation, cellular component: cytosolic large ribosomal subunit; ribosome.
AUGUCUACUGAAGCCUCCGUAUCAUACGCUGCUUUGAUCUUAGCAGAUGCUGAACAAGAAAUCACUUCUGAAAAAUUAUUAGCCAUCACCAAGGCUGCUGGUGCCAAUGUUGACCAAGUUUGGGCUGAUGUUUUCGCUAAAGCCGUUGAAGGUAAAGACUUGAAGGAAUUAUUAUUCUCUUUUGCUGCUGCUGCUCCAGCUUCUGGUGCUGCUGCCGGAUCUACUGCCGGUGCUGCUGCUGGUGGUGAAGCUGCUGCUGAAGAAGCUGCUGAAGAAGAAGCUGCCGAAGAAUCUGAUGACGACAUGGGUUUCGGUUUAUUCGAUUAA